AUGGUCACAACGCGCUCCUCGUCGAGGCGAGAUUUCCAGCCCGAGAGCUCCUGGCGCAUGGUCGAGGGCGUGAGCGAGAACGACAGCUUCGACACGUCCGUCUUGCACGAUGACGAGGAGUUCAUGAUUUCGGAGGGCAGCGACCCGUCCCAGCAGACGGGGUCGCAACCCUACAGCAUCGGUGGAUCCCAGCCGUGGAGUAUUGGGGGUUCGCAGGACGACAGCAUCGAGAACUUCCUCAGCAAGGCCGAGGAGGACGAGCAGGUCCUGCUGCGGUCGCCGUUCCGCCCGUCGGUCCCAAAGUCCGUGCGCCAGAGCUCCAGGGACAUGGCGAGGCAUCGCUCUCCCGAGCCGGAAUUCUACAUGCCCAAGGUCGAUGUCGAGAGCCCGAGGAGGAGGGCGAGCACCCGGUCGACAACGACCGUAAGGGCGAUUUCUCCGCCACCACCGGCGCGUGGGCUAAGGCGCCGCCAAGGAGGGACGACGGGGAGCUCCGGUGAGCAACAGCGCACCAAUAAUGACCAGAGGCCGUACACCGACGCGCGGCCAUCCUUUGGCGACCGUGUGUCUGCGUCGUUGGCCGGAGCUACGCUCGAUGCACUUUUCUGGGUCAUUGGUCUCGUUGGACUUGCACUACGCUAUGCACAGAAGCCAUUGGCGGUGCUUCUGUCCUUAUAUGUGGCCUUCGGCGGCAUCAUCUUGCUGCAGAACUUGGCGACGAAGUCUUUUUACACAGCCCUAACUCCGAUAUGUCGUAUCCCAGGAGCGUCUCUGCUAGAACUACCGUUCUGCCCGGACUUUGGCCCGGCAACGGCGGAUGGCGAAGAGCGCAAACCAGGCGUCGAGUUUGACAGCUUGAUGGACGUCCAGGAGCAGCUCGGACGGGUGGUAGAGAAGUCAGCGCACGGCGUGCCUUUGUCGAUCGAGAUGAAGCGCACGGAAGCGUCGAUCCGGGACCUGAGGAUCUUGGUCCGUUACAGCACCCUCCAGGGCAAGGACGAGCUGCUCCUGGAAUUGGAUGGUUUCGUCGACACCGUGGGGACGGUCUCCCGAGACAUUCAGAAAUUCAACGCGCGCAUCGGUUCAGCCAUCGACUGGGUUAUCAGCAUGAACCGGUGGACUUCGCGCCACCUCGACACGCUAGACGGUGGCAACGGCGAGCAACACCAGGGCGGUCUCGUCGGCGCGUGGAUAAGCCGAGUCUUCGCCCCGUUUCAGCCUGUGGUCUUCACGGAACGGCAGCUCGUCGACACGUACGUCGAGCACGCGACGCUGGUCUCGGACAAGAUCGCCAAGCUGAUCGACCAGGCGGAGGCGGUGCUGGCCACGCUCUCCAAGGCGGGAGAGCACACCGAGGCCAUCUACGAUUUCGUCGCGCGCACCCAAACAUCGGUCCGGGUCCGCAGAGACGAGAUCUUGUCCACGCUGUGGGCACUCGUGGGUGGCAGCAGAAGCCAGAUCGCGAACCUGAACCGCCAGCUGUCGCUGCUCCGACACGUCGACGCGCAGCGGUCGGACGCCAUACGACAGCUUACCGAGUUGGUCAGCGACCUGGAGAAAAUCCAGGCGGCGCUAGGUGACUUGCGGGACCGGGUCGCGGAGCCCGGCUUGGCCGGAGAACGGGCGGGCGUACCACUGAGUGUGCAUGUCGAUACGAUUAAUCGAGGUGUACACAGGCUGGAGGACGCAAGGAGCAGGAUCAGGGAGAUCGAGAAGGACCGAAUCCAGGAGGUUUUGGCUAGGGGAUCGGGGCAGGAGAAGCUGAUUGAACAGUCUUGA
This is a messenger RNA of Chaetomium strumarium, 1779 nucleotides long. RefSeq lists its product as uncharacterized. The transcript has a single exon. The record is from RefSeq and is a predicted model, not a curated record. The coding region runs from base 1 to 1779 and encodes 592 amino acids. NCBI's taxonomy places the organism in Eukaryota, Fungi, Ascomycota, Sordariomycetes, Sordariales, Chaetomiaceae.